Messenger RNA from Vitrella brassicaformis, 761 nucleotides. NCBI's taxonomy places the organism in Eukaryota, Vitrellaceae. The record is from the annotation of a GenBank genome assembly.
CCCGCGUUGCCAUGAUGACGUCUUCCUCCUCCGAUGUUCAGCCCGUCAGCUUGGAGCAUCUCCGGACAAAGCCACGAGUGCUCGACUGCAAGGGCACGCCUGUGUUCUGCCGUCCGAUGCGCCCAACAGACUACCCGGCCGUGAGAGAUCUGUUGCCCAAGGUGAGCGGAUAACACGGGCGCUUUCGUCUACAGUGUUUUUUAGCUGUGUUGUCUGCCAUUGUCAUAGGUCUCCCGCUGCCGUGAAGAGCACUCGCUGGAGCUGGUGGCCGCCUACUUGUCCCUCCCCACCUACCACGCCUUCUGCUGCUUCACCUCCACUGACCCAGACCAGCCCUUCUCCGCACCAGCGGCACCAGCAGUAGCGGCGGCCACCACCAACGGACAUGACGGACCUUCCACCCUCCCAGCCGACUUUGACGAGUCAUCCUUGGAGCUGGUGGGGUACGGUGAGCUGUACCUGAUGCCGCACAUGGGGAGGGGCUUCGACGGCCGCCUGGAGAGGGUGGUGGUGUCGGAGGGCUUCCGAGGCAGGGGGCUGGCCACCGCCCUGUGUGAGCACAUCAUCGAGCAGGCGCGGGGGCCGCUGGCGUGCGGACGGGUGGAUUUGACGGUCGAGAACCCUGCCGCCAAGCACAUCUACACCAAGCUGGGGUUCGAGGACGUGCAGACCAAGAUGAUGCGGCUCAUGCUGUGAGCAAAGUGGUGUGAUGAGAGGAGGCAGGCGGCACACAGACGGAGGCCGGUGAGUAGCUGUGCGAG